This is a messenger RNA of Rhopalosiphum padi (bird cherry-oat aphid), 2791 nucleotides long. RefSeq names its product ADAM 17-like protease (gene Tace). Gene Ontology annotation, molecular function: metalloendopeptidase activity. NCBI's taxonomy places the organism in Eukaryota, Metazoa, Arthropoda, Insecta, Hemiptera, Aphididae. Gene Ontology annotation, biological process: membrane protein ectodomain proteolysis; Notch signaling pathway. The transcript is spliced from 13 exons. Bases 296 to 2497 code for a protein of 733 amino acids. The record is from RefSeq and is a predicted model, not a curated record. Gene Ontology annotation, cellular component: plasma membrane.
AUCAUUUACUUACUUAUUUCAUUUUUAGCUUUUGAAAUUGUUUUUGACGUAGACGUAGGACAUUUGCAUUUAUACAAUUUUGAAUUUAUUAUCUAAUUUUAUUUUAGUUGAGUUUAUUGUAUAAUUUAUUAACAUUGAUACUUUCAUAUUGAAUAAUGACCAUGUUCAAUCAAAUGAAUUUCACAUUAUGUGGUGAAUAUUCAAAAUAUUUAAAUUCAUUAGAGAAAGUCUUCUCUCUUUGGUAUUAAUGUGGAAUAUAAUGCAUUAAUUAUAUUAAUAACAAAAUAAUUUUAUCAUGAAAAAACCUACUUCUUUACUAAAUUUACUUCUAUUAUUAAUAACAGGCAAUGUUCAAAGUUCAAUUCACAAGAAUCUUGCACAUUUUGAAACUUUACAUGCUUCAGAUUUUUCUCAUACCAUAGUGAAACGUGGUAUUAGUGAUAGUCCACAUCCAUUAAACAAAGUAAAAGAAGUAUCAUUUACCACAUUAGGAAGGGAUUUUCGAUUAAUUUUAACACCAAAAAAAGGAUUAUUACAUCAUCAAUUUGAAGCCACAAGUAUAGAUGCUGAAGGAAAUGAAACCCCGGUGGCAGUUGAUCAUGACCAUUUUUAUGAUGGUCGGGUAUUCGGAGAGAAAAGUUCACAUGCUAGUGUACAUUUAGAUAAAGGUGUAAUGACAGCUAUAAUUGAUGUUCCUGGGGAAACUUAUCACAUUGAACCAUCUUGGAGGCAUAUGAUUGAUAAGGAUAACAAAACAAUGGUAACUUAUAAGGCAUCAGAUGUACGAUUAAGUUGGGAACAUUCAGACCAAAAUCAACAUAAACCGUGUGCUUAUGUAAAGGAAGAUGCCGAGGUGGAAACUGUAGAUGAAGAUGAUGAUAAUUUAAAUUCUAUUACACGUUCUAAACGGGAUACCGAUUCUUAUGACUAUAUGAUAACACCGACAAGAACCCGUUGUCCAUUGCUUUUAGUUGCUGAUUAUAGAUUUUUUAGAGAAAUGGGUGGAGGUGAUACAAAAACAACUAUAAAUUAUUUAAUAAGUUUAAUUGAUCGUGUACAUAAAAUAUAUAAUGAUACUUUAUGGCUGGAACGUCAAGAAUCUGAUGGAUUUCGAGGCAUGGGAUUUGUUAUUAAAAAAAUAACAGUACACAGUGAUCCAACUAAAGUACGAAGUUCAGAGGAUCAUUACAACAUGAUUCGAGAAAAAUGGGAUGUUCGAUCACUACUUGAGGAAUUUUCUAAAUCAAAAGAUGUGUCCAAGUAUUGUUUAGCACAUCUGUUUACGCAUCAAACAUUCAGAUCAAAACGAUCUUCAGUAUUGGGUCUAGCAUAUAUAGCCUCACCUAGAAGUUAUGCAAUCGGCGGCAUAUGUAGUCCCGAGUAUUUUAAAAAUGGGUAUACAUUAUACCUUAAUUCUGGUCUAAGUUCAAGCCGUAAUCAUUAUGGUCAACGAGUAAUUACACGAGAAGCAGAUUUAGUUACUGCUCAUGAAUUUGGUCACAAUUGGGGAUCUGAACAUGAUCCAGAUAUAACUGAAUGUAGUCCUACGGCUAGCCAGGGAGGAUCUUUUCUUAUGUAUACAUAUAGUGUCAGUGGAUAUGAUAUUAACAAUAAAAGAUUUUCUCCAUGUAGUUUACGGUCUAUACGUAAAGUAUUACAAGCCAAAUCAGCGCGUUGUUUUUCUGAACCUGAGGAAUCAUUUUGUGGUAAUCUUAGAGUUGAAGGAAAUGAAGAAUGUGAUGCUGGUCUUUUAGGUACUGAAGAUAAUGACUCUUGCUGUGACAAAAACUGUAAACUCAGAAGAGCUCAAGGUGCUAGAUGCAGUGAUAAAAACUCUCCAUGUUGUCAAAAUUGUCAAUUUAUGGCAUCUGGAGUGAAAUGUCGUGAAGGGCAAUUUGCCACUUGUGAGCAAGAAUCUCGUUGUACAGGUACUGGAGCUGAGUGUCCUAAAAGUCCACCUAUGCCUGAUGGUACUGGGUGCCUUGAAAGGGGUAAAUGUCGUUCUGGUAAAUGCAUACCGUUUUGCGAGACACAAGGAUUACAAAGUUGUAUGUGUGAUACUAUAUUACAGUCAUGCAAACGUUGUUGUCGCAUAAAUUUAAACGAUACAUGUUAUCCAGUUGAUCCACCUGAUGUAUUACCUGAUGGAACGCCAUGUAUUCAAGGAUUUUGUAACAAAGGCGCAUGUGAGAAAACUAUUCAAGAUGUUGUAGAACGUUUUUGGGAUAUUAUCGAAGAAAUCAACAUUAACAAGAUGUUAAGGUUCUUAAAGGAUAACAUUGUAGGCACAGUGAUUUUGAUUACUGGUUUGAUAUGGGUACCAGCAUCUUGUAUAAUUAACUGGUUGGAUCAUAAACGUGCCAAAGAAGUCCGUGAAAGAAGGAAAUGGGAAGAUCAGGAUGAUUUUGUGCAAAUGUCUAAUGACGCAAGACCAAAAAAAAUAAUUUACAUCAAAGUGCCAACUAGUCAAGUGGAAAGUCUAAUGACGAACAAAUGAGAUACUUAAAUUAACACACACACAUACACAUAUAUAUGUAUUGUUAUAAGUCAAUAAAUUAAGUACUUCAGGAUCUCUAUGAUUAAAAACAAAAGAAAUAGUUUGUUUAAGUUCUAUUAGUUACCUUUUAUUAUUAUUUUUUUUUUAAAUUUUAAAAUAUUAUAAUAAAAAUGUUUGUUUUUUAAACUAGUCACAAGUAUAAUUAAGGUUUAUAAAAAUAGAUAAGAAAUUAACAAUUAAUUUUAAUUAUUACAUAAUGGUAUUGCAAUAAAUCAAUUUGUUUUAUUAUACAAA